AUGAAUACCCGAAUAGAUACGUUGAAAGGUGUAAAUGGUACUCGUUUGGCCUCCGAAAGCCGAUACUUUCUGCAUCAUCGCAUCCCAGACCAUCUUAAAGUGUCCCAUAGCCAGGAGCCUUCCAAAGGAAAUCUUCACGAGCCAUCAAAGACGGAGUCGAAAUUGCCGAGGAUAGGUAGCUCUCUUGAUGAAAUGAAAGCUGACAAACCAGUUGGACUGAGACUAGUUAAAUCGAGCUUCGACUUUAUGCUGCAUUCUAUGAUGUCUGGCGGGUGGCUUUACAUUUCUGAAACUGUUAACCUCGACGUGAAUGGUCAUAAAAUGAUACAAGCUACGUGCUCCAAGUACUGGGGAAGAUGCGAGGCCUGCCGACAAACUGUGCACUCAACCAAGUACUUCUACUGUAAGAAUUGCCCUGUCGUAUGUCACAAGUCAAAAGUUUGUUGGGACAACUUUAAGAGGGUUUGUCCGGCAAGUGACACAAAGAUAUCCGGCUGGGGUGAAAGUAAGAAUAGCAUUGCUUUUGGUACUGCGCCGCCAAAGAAACUAAGGCGUCCUCAUCUCGACGUUCAAUACGUCUACCUCGGCGGAUCAGUGAGCACUCAGGAGAACGGAUGUGCGGAGUGUGGCCGUGUUCUCCAAGCAAAUAUGGGUUACAUGUGCGGUGAGGCUGGACGGAAAACAGAGGAUGGCGACACUAAGUCAGACACCAAGUGGGGACGUCUGCGCAACUUCAUACGCAGAACUUUUAGAAGUCGGGACAAGAAAGCCAGCAGACCUAGACCGGAGGUCCAGGAGGCCAAGAAGGUACUUUUGUGUCACUUGACUAGGAAACAGUACUGCGAAAACUGCCACUGGGGAGACACAUGGUACAUUCCAGGGAACAUGUUUCUGCUCAACGAUUUUGAACGACAUCCGGUGUCACGAUCGGCUUAUUUGAAACUUCGAGUUCUGUGGGACACGGAGAUAAUUAAGACUCCAUCGUAUUGGCACAAAGACAACGAAAAGGCACUCAAGGUCUUCCAGAUAAGAAAAAAAUUGAAAGCAAUGUCAGCAUACUUUAGCGUCUGUGACGACGCCCAAGCUAUCAAAGAAGUCGUAGAUGUGAGUCCCGCUUAA
Molecule: messenger RNA, 1119 nt
Organism: Mesocestoides corti
Lineage: Eukaryota; Metazoa; Platyhelminthes; Cestoda; Cyclophyllidea; Mesocestoididae
Source: the annotation of a GenBank genome assembly